Entelurus aequoreus (snake pipefish) is the source of this 5171-nucleotide messenger RNA. Its product is annotated as metabotropic glutamate receptor 5-like. The coding region runs from base 522 to 3833 and encodes 1103 amino acids. The record is from RefSeq and is a predicted model, not a curated record. The transcript is spliced from 18 exons. Gene Ontology annotation, biological process: G protein-coupled glutamate receptor signaling pathway; regulation of synaptic transmission, glutamatergic; trans-synaptic signaling by endocannabinoid, modulating synaptic transmission. Lineage: Eukaryota; Metazoa; Chordata; Actinopteri; Syngnathiformes; Syngnathidae. Gene Ontology annotation, molecular function: adenylate cyclase inhibiting G protein-coupled glutamate receptor activity; G protein-coupled receptor activity involved in regulation of postsynaptic membrane potential. Gene Ontology annotation, cellular component: postsynaptic density membrane.
UAAGAGUUGGACGAUAUCGGAUAUCGGCAAAAAAGCCAUUAUCGAACAUCUCUUAUUGCAGACCUGCUCUUUGGUGGUUCUCGGUUGAUCAUCCUGACCAAUAUUCUCUCAGCAGCAGGUGAUAGCUUGCGGGGUUUUUUUUCCUGAUCGUGGCAGUGACAAAACUGUGCCAUGCACUUUAUACUUACGAACAAUUGUCUGCACAGUUGGUCUUGGUACCAUGAAGGGCAUUGGUUGAAACUAGCAACCGUGUCUGCGUCUCCUGGGAUUUGCAUAAGGGGGCCGAUGUAGAUGUGGCCCUGCACCUGCCCCAUGGAACACUGAUACCAUGGUGAAUAUCAAUCAGAUGGGAAAACAAUGUUUGUUUACAGAGCCCACACAGCAGCUGGACCUCUGCCAGCCACACCUUCUACCACCAUCAGCUUUCAUCUCACGUGCUUGAAGGAUAACCACCUCAUGGCUGACAACCGUAUCACGCUUGGACCCGCACUCACGGCGAGGCACUCGCGUGGACUCUGAGGAUGGCGGCAGGAAGGAGGCGGGAUGCCGGGACGGCGGAGAGGUUGGGACUCCAUGUGCGACUGCUAGCGAUUAGCGUGCUGCUGGUAGCCGAGCUUAGGGUCAACGGCCAGAACAACGAGAGGAGGGUUCUGGCUCGCAUCCCAGGCGACAUUAUCAUAGGAGCCCUGUUCUCGGUCCACCACCAGCCGCCUGCGGACAAGGUCCACGAGAGGAAGUGCGGCGCGGUGCGCGAGCAGUACGGCAUCCAGAGGGUGGAGGCCAUGAUGCACACGCUGGAUCGAAUCAACGCAGACCCCAGUAUCCUCCCCAAUAUCACUCUGGGAUGUGAGAUCAGGGACUCCUGCUGGCACUCUGCCGUGGCCCUGGAGCAGAGCAUCGAGUUCAUCCGGGACACGCUGGUGUCCGCCGAGGAUGAGGAGAGUCAGGGCCGCUGCGCCGCCGAAAUGGGCGGGGCGGCGCCGAGCAAGAAGCCCAUCGCGGGCCUCAUCGGACCGGGCUCCAGCUCGGUGGCCAUCCAGGUGCAGAACCUCCUGCAGCUCUUCAACAUCCCGCAGAUCGCCUACUCGGCCACCAGCGUGGACCUCAGCGACAAGAGCUUGUACAAGUACUUCAUGAGGGUGGUGCCCUCGGACAUGCAGCAGGCCCGGGCCAUGGUGGACAUCGUCAAGCGCUACAACUGGAGCUACGUGUCGGCCAUACACACCGAGGGUAACUACGGCGAGAGCGGCAUGGAGGCCUUCAAAGAAAUGGCGGCCAAGGAGGGCAUCUGCAUCGCGCACUCGGACAAGAUCUACAGCAACGCCGGCGAGCGCAGCUUCGACAAGCUCCUGCACAAACUGCGCGGCCACCUGCCCAAAGCCCGGGCGGUGGCCUGCUUCUGCGAGGGCAUGACGGUGCGAGGGAUCCUCAUGGCCAUGCGGCGCCAGCAGCUGGUGGGCGAGUUCCUGCUGCUGGGGAGCGACGGCUGGGCAGACCGCUACGACGUGACGGACGGCUUGGAGAGGGAGGCGUCGGGCGGCCUGACCAUCAAGCUGAAGUCGGCGUACGUGACCUGGUUCGACGACUACUACCUGAAGCUGAAGCCCGACUCCAACCCGAGGAACCCGUGGUUCCCCGAGUUCUGGCAGCACCGCUUCCAGUGCAAGCUGAAGGGCCAGGAGAGCGCCGCCUACAACCGCACCUGCAGCCGUGAGCGCCGCCGCACUAGCAUGUUCCUCGCCAGCGACCUCGGCGUGACGCCGCUCUGUCCCGCAGGGAGGGAGUCGCUCCACCAGCACUACGCCCAGGACACCAAGAUGGGCUUUGUCAUCAACGCCAUCCACGCCAUGGCCCACGGUCUGCACGCCAUGCAGCAGGUCCUCUGCCCGGGAUAUAAGGGUUUGUGUGAGUCCAUGCGGCCCAUCGACGGGCGCCACCUGCUGGACUUCCUGAUGAGGACCAACUUCACCGGCGUCUCGGGCGAGACCAUCCACUUCGACCAGAGCGGCGACUCCCCCGGCAGGUACGAGAUCAUGAACUUCCAGCUGCUGGGCCAGGACCAGUACGCCUACGUGCACGUGGGCAGCUGGGACCAGGGCGGCCUGCGCAUGGACGACCUGGAGGUCUGGAACAACCAGAGCCAGCUCAUCAAGUCCGUCUGCUCCGAUCCCUGCGAGAAGGCCCAGAUCAAGGUGAUCCGCAAAGGGGAGGUGAGCUGCUGCUGGACCUGCACGCCUUGCAAGGACAACGAGUUUGUGUUCGACGAGUACACCUGUCGCUCCUGCCUGCUGGGAUCCUGGCCCACGGACGACCUGCGUGGUUGUGAGCCGAUCCCGGUGCAGUACGUCCGCUGGGGCGAUCCGGAACCGAUCGGCGCUGUCGUGUUCGCCUGUCUGGGUCUGCUGGCGACCCUCUUUGUCACCUCGGUCUUCGUCAAGUUCUGGGACACACCUGUGGUGAAGUCGUCCAGCCGCGAGCUGUGCUACAUCAUCCUGGCGGGGGUAUGUCUGGGCUACCUGUGCACCUUCAGCCUCAUCGCCAAGCCCCACAUCGUCUGCUGCUACCUGCAGAGGCUCGGUAUCGGACUGUCACCCGCCAUGAGCUACUCUGCUCUGGUCACUAAGACCAACCGCAUCGCUCGGAUCCUGGCAGGCAGCAAGAAGAAGAUCUGCACCAAGAAGCCUCGCUUCAUGUCCGCCUGCGCACAGCUGCUCAUCGCCUCCCUGCUCAUCCUGCUGCAGCUCGCCAUCAUCGUGGCGCUGCUCGUCAUCCAGCCGCCGGAGGUGAUCCAUGACUACCCCAGCAUACGUGAGGUGCACCUGAUCUGCAACCUCACCACUCUAGGGGUGGUGGCGCCGCUGGGCUACAACGGUCUGCUCAUCCUCAGCUGCACCUUCUACGCCUUCAAGACUCGCAACGUCCCGGCCAACUUCAACGAGGCCAAGUACAUCGCCUUCACCAUGUACACCACCUGCAUCAUCUGGCUGGCCUUCGUGCCCAUCUACUUCGGCUCCAACUACAAGAUCAUCACCAUGUGCUUCAGCGUCAGCCUCAGCGCCACCGUGGCACUGUGCUGCAUGUUCGUGCCCAAGGUGUACAUCAUGCUGGCCAAGCCGGAGAAGAACGUGCGCAGCGCCUUCACCACGUCCACGGUGGUGCGCAUGCACGUGGGCGACGCCAAGAAGGCGGCCAAGGCGGGCAAGGCGUCCGGCAGCAUGGCCGACCUGUUCAGACGCCGCUCCUCUACCCAGCAGAACGUCAGCUCCAACGGGAAGUCGUCCGGCUGGGAUGAGAACGAGCGCAGCUACCGACCCAACCUGUGGAAGAGGAUGUCCUUCCAUGUCAAGAAGAAGGAGGCAGCGGAAGCCAACCAGACCGCCAUCAUCAAGCCCUUCUCCCAGCCGCCGCCCUCCUUCCAGGCCGGCGAGGAGGGAGGAGCGUGGCGGGCGGCAGACAGCGGCGACAUCAGCGUCAUCGGCGUGGGCGAGCUGCGGGUGAUCGGAGGUCCGGCAGAGGGCGCCACCGUCAUGGAGCAGAUCAACUGCGUGGUCAACAGCUUCAACGUCGCCACCCCGCCCAGAGGAAGACCCGCCCGCUCCGCCGUGACCAUGCACGCCGAGGUCGCCGCUUUCUGCGAGGGCCGAGCCACGGGGAAGUUGUACGAGCAGCUGGCGGGGACGUGCGCACGCAGACUGCGAGAGGCGGACGCUCUGACCCCGCCCUCGCCCUUCCGGGACGCUGAACUGAGCUCCGACAGUAGCUCCUCCCACUCCGGGGCCGACUACGGCCAGUUUCUCCCGCGACACUACAGCCAGAGCGCCUCCUCUCUGUAGAGAGAAGGUGGGGGUUCGGAGACAUCUCCGGUGGGCUCCUGGAAUGCACCAAGGCCAUAAAAGGGUGGUAUCUCCGCCAAAACCCAGGCACAGGCAGCUGAAGAGAAGAACCAGGACACAAACAUUCAGGCUCAAAUUGUGGUUUAGACAAGAGAUGACUCAAAUGUUGAUUUGGCCGUGACGCAUUCCCCCUGUUUGCUCUUUUUUUACCACUUUUGAUGGGGGGGGUUUUUUUGGACACCCCUGAACUAGUUUGUUUGCCCACACGCUGGUGACUCAGUCUCUGUUCCACUCCAAAAUAACCCACCACGGGGCCACAGAAAGUUGCGAGUGCCGGCACUUUGACAAAGAAGGUGAGAAACACUAUUGAAAGUACAAAGAUGGCGUCCGUGUGGUGGUCCCAUCGCCUCCUCCCUCGCCAAAGAGUGUUUAUUACGAGAAGAACUGAUGCUUUUAUACAUUUUAGUCAUCAUGAAUAUGCAUUUGUCAAACUAUUUGUAUUCUCUGUACAAUGGAAGGGUGUCCCCAUUGGAUGUUGAUGUUGGAUAUCGAUUCGAUAUCAGCAACAACAAAAAAACUAGUAUGGGAACAUAUUGGCUGGCAUGUAAAAUGUGCGAUACAAGCAGUCUGUUUAUUUGUGUGUGAUAUAAUUUGCGAUACAAGCACUCCUGCAGCGUGUUUACUUGUAGGUGAUAUCAUGUGCGAUACAAGCAGUCCUGCAGCGUGUUUACUUGUGUGUGAUAUCAUGUGCAAUACAAUCGGCGUGCUUACUUGUGUGUGAUAUGUGUGAUACAAGCAAUCUGUUUACUUGUGUGUGAUAUUGUGUGCGAUACAUGCAGUCGAUCAGCGUGUUGUGUGUGAUAUCAUGUGCGAUACAAGCAGUCCUGCAGCGUGUUUACUUGUGUGUGAUAUCAUGUGCGAUACAAUCGGCGUGCUUACUUGUGUGUGAUACAAGCAAUCUGUUUACUUGUGUGUGAUAUCGUGUGCGAUUCAUGCAGUCGAGCAGCGUGUUGUGUGUGAUAUCAUGUGUGAUACAAACAGUCGUGCAGCAUGUUUACUUGUGUGUGAUAUCAUGUGCAAUACAAGCAGCGUGUUUACUUGUUUGUGAUAUCAUGUGCGAUACAAGCAGUGUGUUUACUUGUGUGUGAUAUCAUGUGCGAUACAAGCAGCGUGUUUGCUUGUGUGUGAUAGCAGGUGCAAUACAAGCAGUCCUGCAGCGUGUUUACUUGUGUGUGGUAUCAUGUGCGAUACAAGCAGUCCUGCAUUGUUUACUUGUGUGUGAUAUCAUGUGCGAUACAAGCAGUCCUGCAGCGUGUUUACUUGUGUGUGGUAUUAUGU